CUUCAGGUGAAGCAACUUCCAUCAUGAAGAGAUCUAAGAUCUGGGAUUUUACCAAGAAACACGCAUUUGUCAUCCUAACAAUGAUCGGCGUUGGGAUAGGACUUGGCCUGGGUUUCGUUCUGCGACACCUUAACAUGUCACCCAGAGAAAUCCAAUAUUUAACUUUUCCUGGUGAGCUGCUGUUAAGGAUUCUGCAGAUGUUGGUGCUUCCCCUCAUCAUUUCCAGUCUGAUUUCAGGCAUGGCAAAUACAGAUCCAAGAGCAUAUGGGAAAAUUGGGUUUCGAGCCUUCGCCUAUUACAUGGUGACCACUGUUGUUGCUGUGUUCACCGGCAUUGUCGUGGCUGUGUUGAUCCAACCAGGAAAAUCCUCCAAGCACACCUUAGAGACCUCUAGUGGUGAAGCAGAGCCUUUGAAGAGUUUGGAUGCUUUUCUGGAUCUGAUCAGAAACAUGCUCCCCUUGAACCUGGUGGAGGCUUGUUUCAGAAAAGUAAGAUCAGUAUUGUUGCAUCUGCAUCUGUUACAAAACAACAAAGAUACUUUAUUAAUCCCAGAGGGAUUGCAUUUAAGUUUUAUGAGUAAAUAUAGUCUUAUAGUUGUGGCAUUUUCUAUUUUGAAACUAAUUCUAGUUUUUUUUCAUAAUCACUUGCCAGUACCAAUGCCAGGAACUGCAGAUGGCAUCAACGUGUUGGGUCUGUUGGUCUACUCCAUCGCCUUUGGCCUCAUCUUGAGCAGUAUGGGUCCACAGGGAGAACCUCUGAAGGAUUUCUUUGACUGCCUGAACAAAGCAGUAAUGCGUCUGGUUAGCAUUGUCAUCUGGUAUUCUCCAGUGGGAAUCAUCUUCCUGCUAGCUGGUCAGGUUGUCAAGAUGGCAAACACUUUAGAUAUUGGUCGAGAAAUUGCCAUGUAUGUUCUCUGUGUGAUCACUGGCAUGGCUGUCCACAGCUUCCUCACCCUCCCACUCAUCUACUUCAUAGUGACACGUAAGAAUCCUAUAAGGUUCUUCAGAGGUAUUCUUCAGGCUCUCGUCACGGCUUUCGGAACGUCGUCCAGUUCUGCAACUUUGCCUGUUACCGUCUACUGUAUGGAGAAAAAUCACAACAUGGACCGUCGAGUGACGCGCUUAAUGCUCCCCAUAGGCGCCACUGUAAACAUGGAUGGUUCAGCGCUUUAUGAAGCAAUAGCUGCCUUUUUCAUUGCUCAGCGUCAUAAUAUAGAUCUGAGUGCUGGACAAAUCAUUGUUCUCAGUUGUGUUGCCACAGCUGCCAGCAUUGGUGCAGCAGGCAUCCCAUCAGCUGGCCUGGUAACCGUGGUGAUCGUUCUGUCAGCAGUCGGACUCCCCACUGAGGACAUUUCACUGGUCCUGAUUUUUGAUUGGUUCCUGGAUCGUCUGCGGACCGUCGCCAAUGUGCUGGGUGACUGCAUCGGUGUUGGCGUGGUUCAACAUUUGUCUAGACAUGAGCUGGAAACUUCUAGUCCUGCAGAAAAAGACUUGGUGGUAGAAAUGGCCCACCCCUUCUGAGCUGCA
Molecule: messenger RNA, 1526 nt
Organism: Nothobranchius furzeri (turquoise killifish)
Lineage: Eukaryota; Metazoa; Chordata; Actinopteri; Cyprinodontiformes; Nothobranchiidae
Source: RefSeq, a predicted model, not a curated record